Hemicordylus capensis (graceful crag lizard) is the source of this 3195-nucleotide messenger RNA. It is a transcript of the gene ASB15, whose product is annotated as ankyrin repeat and SOCS box containing 15. Gene Ontology annotation, biological process: intracellular signal transduction. Bases 569 to 2713 code for a protein of 714 amino acids. Gene Ontology annotation, molecular function: protein binding. The transcript is spliced from 13 exons. NCBI's taxonomy places the organism in Eukaryota, Metazoa, Chordata, Lepidosauria, Squamata, Cordylidae. The record is from RefSeq and is a predicted model, not a curated record. Gene Ontology annotation, cellular component: cytoplasm.
UGCCUUGCGUCACCAACAGAGUAGGACCAUUUUUUUUUCACCGCUGCGCAAGACAUGCUGGGAACUAUAGUAGGAGACGCCGCUGUUUUUACAAAUACUCUUUGCUCGUAGUUUCUUGCAUCUCCGCCUCGACUCCCGCUUCUCCCCAGAAUUCACUGCCUUGUCCUGCGAUUAAGUGAUUAAAGGGGGGGGGUGUCCUUUACCUGCCUUAGUACUGAGGUGGUUGCGAAGUGGCCGCCAGGCGCGCCGCUGAUCGCGUCGCCCUCGGGCUAGAAGGAGAGCCCCUGAAUCCAUGGCAACCGGACGCUGUGAACUCUCGCGAGCAGAAGGAGGAGCGAGACUGAGGCCUCUGCACUGUACUCAGAAGAGACGCAUGACGCUUCUGGGUAGCGGGAUGAGGCUAUGAAUGAGCUCACGUCGUGCAAUCCCACUGAACGAUAAAAAUAGGAGCCAGAAGAAAUCCAGACGGAGCAUGCCAGCAAAAUAUUCCGUAAAGAUGAUCAGUUAUAAGGCUGCCCAGCAGUGAUCCGAUUGAAAGACAAAUAAAGGUGCAGUACAUUGGAUUUGGAUGCUGUGUGCAGGAGGCGGCAUUUUGGCAGAUGCAGCAGGGGAAGCCACACCUGCUGAAAUUCUUCUACACACAGAUAACCUGAUGAUAGAUAACCUGAACACACCAGCAGAAAAAGUGAGAGAUUCAGCAGCCUCCAGGAAAAGUGAGAGAGUCUUCAAUGCAGCAGGACAAUUCAGUUCGUGUUUUUGCACAUCAGGUUCCUACGAGACCAAGAACAAGUUAAAUGCUCAGUUCAAAUCUUACAUCUGCCCAGAAUUCACUGUGGCCUCAGGCAGCAUCAGCCCCCCACUUGCAAUAUAUACAAGGAGAAUAAUGCUGAUCUACCUUACAAGGAUGCUACAGCCCCACAUCAGGAAAAUGGAAGGAAAUGAGGACUCAGAUGAAGAUAACCUCACUGGUUAUGACAUUCAGUGUAGCAUACAAGAAUCCCUUGAAAGUGAACGGAAUCAGCAAAUUUCUUCUACCAACAAUGAAGCGAAUAGGUUUGUACCACUCAGUGAUCAAAACAGAAAACUUGUAGCUGCCAUAAGAGAAGGUCAGGUAUUUGAUCUUCAAAAUUAUGUAAAAUACAAAUAUGCUUUGGAUGAGGCUGAUGAGAGAGGUUGGUUUCCUUUGCACGAAGCUGCUGUUCAGCCAAUUCAGCAAAUACUUGAAGUAAUAUUGGAUGCAUCUUAUAAAUCUAUGUGGGAAUACAAGACGUGUGAUGGAGAGACACCAUUGACUUUGGCAGCCAAAUCCAGCCGGGUGGAAAAUGUCAGAGCGCUACUGGAAAAGGGGGUCUGGCCCAACACUACUAACAGAAAAGGAGAAACUCCUCUUCUUAUUGCGGUACGACUGAGCUUAUAUGAAAUGGUCUCCAGCUUGAUUGAAUACAACUGCACCAUCAAUCAGCCGUGUGUAAAACGCUGGUCAGCAAUGCAUGAAGCUGCAAAACAGGGCCGCAAUGAUAUUGUUGCUCUUCUUCUGAAGAAUGGUGGAAACAUCCAUCAGAGAGAUGGGUAUGGGGUAACCCCAUUAGGCGUGGCUGCUGAAUAUGGCCACUGUGAUGUGCUGGAGCAUCUAAUUCAUAAAGGUGGAGAUGUUUCUGCUACAGCUGAUGAUGGCUCUUCAAUACUCUUUGAAGCGGCUGGAGGUGGUAAUCCAGACUGUAUAACUUUGCUGUUGGAGUAUGGGGGAAGCGGCAACGUGCCUAAUAAGGCAGGGCACCUCCCUAUACACAGAGCAGCGUAUGAAGGGCAUUAUCUGGCCUUGAAAUUCUUAAUUCCAGUUACAUCCCAAACUUCAAUACAGAAAAGUGGGCAAAGUCCCAUCCACUCUGCAGCAGAUGGCCAAAAUCCACAGUGCCUAGAACUCCUAAUUGAAAAUGAUUUUGAUGUCAAUGCCCUUCUGGCCAAACACAUUUCAGAAAGUUAUGAUGAUGAAAGGAGAACGGCGCUUUAUUUUGCUGUUUCUAACAAUGACAUUCUGUCGACAGAAGUAUUACUGCAAGCUGGUGCAGAUCCAAAUAAAGACCCCCUCAACUGCCUGCUUGUGGCGGUGAGAGCUGGCAACCAUGAAAUCGUACGGUUGCUCCUUUCUUAUGGAGCAAAUGUCAACUGCUACUUCAACCUUGUAAAUGACACCCAUUUCCCCAGUGCCAUUCAGUAUGCCCUGAAUGAUGAGAUAAUGCUAAGACUGCUGUUGAAUCAUGGCUAUGACGUGGAUAUGUGCUUUGACUGCAUGCAUGGGGACAUCUUUGGGAAUUCUUUUGUGUGGUCAGCUCUGGAGGAAGAUGUGUUACCAGGAUGGACAUCAUGUGUGAUUAAAGAUAAUCCAUUCUGUGACUUUAUUACUGUCCCUUGGAUGAAACAUUUAGUAGGACCCAUUGUUCGUAUUUUGAUAGAUUACAUGGAUUACGUCCCUCUGUGCACAAAACUUAAGUCUGUCCUGGAGACACAAAAAGAAUGGACAGAGAUCCAGCAAAUAUUAGAGAAUCCUCGUCCACUAAAGCAUUUGUGCCGCCUGAAAAUACGCAAAUGUAUAGGAUUAGAGAGGAUACAGAAACUACUGUCAGUGAAGAAGCUUCCUCUUCCACCAGUUCUUAAAGGGUAUAUCCUAUACAAAGAGUAUGAUCUUUAUGGAAGGGAGCUACAUUUGGGGUGAUUUUCAGACUGUUUGGUAGCUCAUGCCUCACCACAUCUGUUUGUCCCACUGAACUUGCUUCCAAGUGACCAUGCUAAGGAUUAGGGUAUCAAGAUUGUAAACUAUACGGUUAGAGCCAAAGGUGCCCUUUCAGUCAAAUAAAGUGUCUUCCAUUCUUGGGAGUAGAGAUUUACACUGUACACCAGAGUGUUGUGCAAGAAGUGAAACUAAAUCCAAAAUUGUUCUUCCCCUUGCACAGCAGCUAGUGUAACCUCAUGCACAAAUGGAAGCAUGAGACUUGUUAUAAAACCUUUUCUGUUUUAGAACUGCUUAAAUUCUUGCAAAAACUCUUUCCUUCACAUUUGCUAAGUAGCCCUAGGGACUGUCUUCCUUCUGUUCAUAGAUCCAGCUCUAUGCUUUUCUGCUGGAUUGUUUGUUUUAGUAUUGGAUACUAUUUGUCUGCCUGCCUAUCACAAUUAAAAUAUAUUGUUUCUUGACUUUAA